Macrosteles quadrilineatus (aster leafhopper) is the source of this 1368-nucleotide messenger RNA. RefSeq lists its product as uncharacterized. The transcript has 3 exons. NCBI's taxonomy places the organism in Eukaryota, Metazoa, Arthropoda, Insecta, Hemiptera, Cicadellidae. The record is from RefSeq and is a predicted model, not a curated record. The coding region runs from base 58 to 1134 and encodes 358 amino acids.
GACAACUUGUACCCUCUGGUCGUCGGAAAAAACGUGGAUUCUGGGAAACCAUUCGUAAUGAAUCUAAACAAACAACAAGCUCUGGUGGUCGCGAGAGCGUCGGCUGGUGCUGGUGGAGACUACAAACUGCUGAUCCCGUUUCCUGUCAUGGUAGGAAAUCUCCCGGGACUUGUGGGUGGAAAAGUCCAUGAUGAGCCGACGCCGCUACUUCGUCCCUUCGCCGCCCGUGGGCCUUAUCUCUCCAACAGCGGCCCUACUAAACUUCGUUCUUAUGACGACAGCGAAGAUGUUCUUCGUCCGCGGGAUCGACCACUACAUUACCAGUCCUACAGACAGUUGAGUGCGGAAGAUACAGGAUCGGGAGAGUAUCGCCCAGCACUAACCGGUAAAAAAUAUUUAUCUCGACCUUACAACGUUAAGCGAGUACCACAGAAAGUUUUCUAUCCUCCCAUCGAAAAGCCCGGUGGUAAUCGUGGAUACGACGGGGUUUACUCAAAACAAGGUGUGUCCCACGCCAUUUCUGGUCCUAAGCCGAAUGGUCCUCUGAAAAGCGUUCCCCUGGCCUAUAGACAACCACCCCCGGGACUUUAUCAGUACGCUAAUCCUACACCGAGGUAUCCUUACCCCACACGGCCCUCGGCAUACCCCCCCGUCAACUACGCAGGAGCCUACGCAAGUGUACCCAAAGACUUCAGACCAAGCCCUUACCUAGGCAACAUCACUGAGGACCCCGAGCCUCCUGUACGACAAUACGCCCAACCACAGUCCGAUCACUACGAGAACUACGACGACCGUCCUUACGACUUUACCGAGAAAGACUAUAUGGACUCCAUAAACAGCCCCGGUGCACACUCCAGCAUUGGAGGAGUCCAUCAUGUAACUCACCAUGUGGACGAUUACCUAGGCAAGAUAUAUGAGGAUAUGUAUUACAAAAUGCCUCCUCCGCCUCACACUAGUGAUCCAAACAUUGAUAGACAAGGAAAAUAUGAAAUCCCUUCAGCAAGCAACUAUGUCAAAGUCUCAGCAGUUCAUAGCCAAAAUAAGACUGAAGCUUCAAGCCCAAAGACUGAAGCUGUGCAAGUGAGGCUUGGCAGUAGACCCGUUGCAGCCAAGAAGCAUACCAAAAUCAGAUAGUCUACAGGGACUAUUUAUAUAUACUGUAGAUUAUUACAAAUGUGGUUAAUCAUUGUUGUUGAUUGUUUUGUUAUUUAGUUUUAUGCCAAUUUUAUAAAAUGUGUUUAAUUCAAUAAACAGAUCAGUUUACUUGUGUAUUACCUGUGAUGUAUCGGAUUAGGAAUAAAAAAUUGUUAAGUUUCAGAUAGUCUUGGUAAAUUCAAAAGGUUGCUAUGUAAUUUUGUAUUACUUUCU